This is a messenger RNA of Chroicocephalus ridibundus (black-headed gull), 1171 nucleotides long. RefSeq names its product small leucine rich protein 1 (gene SMLR1). Lineage: Eukaryota; Metazoa; Chordata; Aves; Charadriiformes; Laridae. The record is from RefSeq and is a predicted model, not a curated record. The transcript has 2 exons. The coding region runs from base 124 to 369 and encodes 81 amino acids.
GAGAUAAUGGCCCGAGCAAAGGGCAGAACGUGGAUGCAGGGAAAAAAGGAAGAAAGCAGGAUAAAUAAGGUCCACACUUGGAGAUCCGAAGGAUCUUGCUCAGCACGGUUGCCAUAGAGGAAAAUGAGCGCAAGUUACAUAUUCUCGGAGUUUUUGAGGGAGCUGCCGGGCUACAUUCUCUUUGGUUGGAUCUUUAUGCCUGUGACUUUACUCCUGCUGCUGCUAAUUGCCUACUUCAGGAUCCAACUAUUAGAAGUUAAUGAGGAACUGGCCAUGGCACAAGACCCCACAAAGGCCUUCCUGAAUUACCACGGCCAGUGGCAGAAACCCAGGAGAUCUGGGCCGAAAGAGAAGAAAUGCAAGAACUGAAGGACAUUUAAGGGAGUCUCAUGUCUCACAAAGCAAACUUAAACCCAGCCCUCAGCUCUGCAGGUUUAAAAAUAACCAGCUGUAGAUAAAUACCAGGGAGGAAAACAAAACGGAGCGGAGAUUAGCGCUGUGCCGUACAGAUGAAACAGCUGCUGCCGUUCAAAAAGGUCGUUUAACAGUUUUGCUUUCUCACAUGAGGGCAAGCAAGCCGCACUUUAAGCAACUCGCCGCACACCAGAGACCUGCAACGUACUGUGUCAGUUCCCUUCCAGGACACAGGAUCUGGGAGGAGGGAAGGCACCUCUCUCACUUUCCCUUCCCUAGCCUAAUGAGAAGAAAGCGAUGUAACAAGCUCCCGAGAGAGAUGAGCUCGCCUAUACAAGGAAGGCAGUCUUGUUAAAUGGAAGACGCAUAAACAGCAAGUUCAUAUCAAGCACUGACAUCUAGGAAAUUGAGAAGGGUGAUAAAGGGGAACUGACUUUUUUUUUUAUUAGCUUGUAUACUUUGGGAAAGAUUGUAGGGUUUGUAAAGUAUGCUUUCCAUAGAAUUUGGAAGGAAAAUAUAACAGUGAUGGGAAACAAAAGGACUUCUCUGUGCUAAAUUUUGAAACCAUGAAAAGAUUCAGUCAGUAUUCUGUAAAGCAGUUAUUAUUCUAGUUUAAGGACAAAUGGAUGAUUUCUCAAAUUAAAAAAAAACCCCACAAGUAUGGAGUUUUCUUUUUUUGCGUGUCAUUUGUCACACAUAAAAAAGAAACCCCAGAACAUUCUCCCUCCCCCCUGCCAUUAGCUGUAGAUGUACAAUU